AUAUGAGAAAUUAACAUAAAUAUAUUAUUUGAUAUUUUAAUGAAAACGCAUAUUGUAUGGAUAAUUGUAGAGUUUAAAUUAGAAAAUGUGCAAUUAACUUUGACCUCCAAAAUUACAGAGUAAAUUCAUUUUUUAUUAUUCACUAUAAAAAAUUAUUUUGUUUGUUAAAAUAGGUGUGAAGAAAUAAUCUGAAUGUGCCACUUGUAUAGUGGUUACCGCUCGUAAAAUACAAGGAUGAAUGAUAUGGAAAAAAUUGAAAAGGACACUAUUAGUAUUGAGAAUGAAGAUAUUUGUUUUUGCUGCGGUGAAAGUCAUGACAUAUUUCAUAUGGGUCAAAUAAAUUGUUCGGAUUGUACAAAAUCAUUUAAAACACAAAUGGGCUACGAGCGACAUAUUUUUAUAACGCAUUCAGAAUCCAAUGAAUUUUCUUGUUCUAUAUGUAAUGCAAAAUUGCGCACAUCUGAUUUGAUGAGGUUGCAUGAAGAAGAACACAAAAAUUGUGGAAGAUUUUAUGGUUACAAAAUGAGCGGCAAAGAUUUUGAUUGUAAAUUUGAAUUGAAAUUCCAUCAAAAGUCUACUUCCUGUUUGCUAAACGAUAAAUCGUUAAUUAAAGAUGAUACUACUGAUAUAAAAUUUAAAGAAAAUGAAGUAUUAGAGAUAACUACAGAGCAAUCGUUAUUAAAUAAUGAACUGUGUACUUCAAUAGAAAAUGAGAAUAUAAAAAUAGAACCCAAAAAUAGUAUUUCUGAAAGUCUGUUGGACGUUAAUAAAAACAACAAAAUGUCGGUUGAAGAUGACACAUCUUUACAACAAUUGAAUGAUAAUGAAGUACCUACAGCAACCACAGAGCAAUUGUUAUUAAACAACGAAUUAUACACUAUUAUAACACUAGAAAAUAAGAAUAUUCAAAUGGUACAAAAAACUAUUGUCCCAGGAGGUAUAAUUGGCGCUACUAAUGAAGACAGAAAGCCUCUUGGUGAGGGAGUUGUUUCACAACAAAUUCUCAAAAAUGAAAUAUAUAGUACUAUUAAACAAGAAACUGAUAGUAAUAAUAUAGCAGCGGAAACACCUGCUCCUGAAUGUUUAAACACGCCAUUUAAGUUGCCAACAAAUUUUGACCAAUAA
Teleopsis dalmanni is the source of this 1125-nucleotide messenger RNA. RefSeq names its product protein suppressor of hairy wing-like. The coding region runs from base 235 to 1125 and encodes 296 amino acids. The record is from RefSeq and is a predicted model, not a curated record. The transcript has 5 exons. Lineage: Eukaryota; Metazoa; Arthropoda; Insecta; Diptera; Diopsidae.